AUGUACUCUCAGGCAGUGUUUCUUUACUGGGGCUGUGAUGAGAAUCAGCAACUACAAAUAAGGUCAAAUACUUCCCCUGAAAAAAUUAUAUCCCAGGCAUCCACAGAGAACUGGGUAGGCUCAUGGAGACCACAUAAACCAAGGGGACCGAUUGCAGCACACUAUAGCAGUCCAGGGCCAAAAUAUGGACUCCCAGGUUCUACAGGAACUCUUAAUCAUGAUCCCAGAAAACACCAAUUCCCUGCAUAUACUUUUGGACUUCGUCACUGUGCACUCAGAAGGGAGUGCUCUCCAGGCCCAACAUAUUUCAUACCACCUUGCAUCACUCGGACUGGAAAGGAAGGUGUCCCCUCCUAUUCAUUGUAUGGACGUCACAAGGAGUUCAACAAAUUUCGGACUCCUGGUCCUGGGCAAUACUAUCCCGAACAUUCUGGGAAGAAUGUAUUUACAACAGCUCCAGCAUACACCAUGGGUUCAAAAUGUAAAGGAUUUAAAAAUGAACAGACUCCAGGUCCAGCGGCAUAUUCACUCCCCCCUAUGUUGGGACCCAAAGUGGUGAACAAAUCAUCAUCACCUUUUUAUUCCAUGUCUGGAAAGAGCAAUAUUGGAAGCUUCUGUGAAGACCUAAAAAAAUCUCCUGGUCCAGCUUCAUACACAACAACAGAUCUCAAUACCUACAAAUAUAAGUCACCUCAGUUCAGCAUGAUAGGACGCAAUGUCAUGCCAGGGGACUCGACAAGAAAACCAGGACCAGGAGCGCACUGCCCAGUGGAAGUCACAGUCACUAAAACCAAAGCUCCUUGUUUUACAUUUGGAAUUAGACAUUCCCCAUAUCUGGCACCACUGAUUAUCACUGGAGCUAAAUAAUACAGGAGAACAUCAAAAUUGAACACAAUUCCUGGACAUCAUUGACGAGUAAACAAGCCAGGUGUCUGGUCCUAGGAGAAUUUUCAACAAGGAGCCAUUCCAGACAAUUUCGCUGCUUUGGACACAAAAAAACAGCCCUUGAAAUUCUGUUUACUAGGAAUUUGUAAGAAAUAAGGAAUAAUCUUGGACUAAAGGAUACUUGCCAAAUAACCUUCCAAGUACUUGAACAGAUGUACAGAUUUUUUUCAAGUUUCUACCUCUACUGAAGAUAUGGUAA
This is a messenger RNA of Erpetoichthys calabaricus (reedfish), 1144 nucleotides long. Its product is annotated as outer dense fiber protein 3-like. NCBI's taxonomy places the organism in Eukaryota, Metazoa, Chordata, Cladistia, Polypteriformes, Polypteridae. The record is from RefSeq and is a predicted model, not a curated record. The transcript has 7 exons. Gene Ontology annotation, cellular component: cytoskeleton. Bases 1 to 867 code for a protein of 288 amino acids.